This is a messenger RNA of Aegilops tauschii subsp. strangulata, 381 nucleotides long. NCBI's taxonomy places the organism in Eukaryota, Viridiplantae, Streptophyta, Magnoliopsida, Poales, Poaceae. The record is from RefSeq and is a predicted model, not a curated record.
AUGCUGCCCCGGGCCGCCUUCCCGCCCCGGGCCGCGUCGCCGACCUCGCCGCCCCGCGCCGCCGCACCGGGCCGCACCGGCCGCCCCGGGCCGCGUCGCCGACCUGGCCGCCCCGGCCCGCCUCGCCGCCCCGGCCACCCCGUCCCGUCCGCGCCGCCCCGUCCGCACCGUCCCGUCCGCGCCGCCUCGCCGCCCCGCCCCGUCCGCACCGGCCCGGGCCUCCUCACCGCCCCGACCGCCCCGCCCGGUCGCGCCGGCCCCACCCCGGCCACCCCGCCUGCCCGCCCCGUCGCGCCGCCCCGGACGCUCCGCCCCGCCUCGCCGCCCGACCGCUCCAAGGGUCUAGUGUUCGACGAGCUCCGCCCUGCGUUCGUGGGUUAG